AUGCCGCGGCACAGUCCGUUGAUAGGUAUGAGUGAAGUGUUGGUCCCUGCCGUACCUGGCGACAAAGACUUUUUGAAUCAUCUUGAGGGAAAUGGGGAUAACUGCAAGUUCGCGGAUAACGAGGAGAUCGUCAAUGCCUUUUCCAAACAAAUUCCACCGAACGCUUCUGAUCCCAAAUGUGUGGAUUCUUUGAUUGCCAAUCAAAUGACUAAGCUAUCAGUCGCUGAUCGAGAAAAGGCUUGCAUGGGCGUUCAUGGGAUGCCAAAAUUAGUAGAAGAAACUCCAGAAUUGAUUUAG
Messenger RNA from Cylindrotheca closterium, 297 nucleotides. The record is from the annotation of a GenBank genome assembly. NCBI's taxonomy places the organism in Eukaryota, Bacillariophyta, Bacillariophyceae, Bacillariales, Bacillariaceae.